AUGAAUAGAGAGUAUGACGAAGGCUUAGUUUCUUAUAAAACCGCGUUGAAUGAUUUAUCUGAUUUGACUGAAAGUGAAUUCCUCAUGAUGAAUGGAUUUCGAUUGUCUAAUGUAACUGGAAAACGACGCACUCGAAAAGCUAGUGGUUUUUACAAAUAUAAUGAAACCGAAAAAUUGCCGAUAUCAGUUGAUUGGAGAAAAAAAGGGAGCGUCACACCGAUCAGAGCGCAAGGUGAGUGUGGCAGUUGUUAUGCAUUCAGCGCAAUUGGGGCAUUAGAAGCUUAUCAUAAGAAGAAGACUGGAAAACUUAUCGAUUUAUCUCCGCAAAAUAUCAUCGAUUGCACACGAGUGUACGGUAAUCGCGGUUGCAGUGGCGGUUAUCCGAUUUCGGUCUUUAGAUAUGCCAAACGAUUCCGCAUUGCGGCAGAAUCGAAGUAUCCAUAUGUUUUUGGUGCCGGAAAGAAUUGUAAGUGGGGAAAAAAGAAAGCUGUUGCCACCACUGUUAAAGGUUUUUUUGUAAUAGAAAGCGGUGACGAAUUGGCACUUAAGCAUGCCAUUGCUAAACAUGGACCCGUUACUGCUGGAAUUUCCGGAAGUCAAAGCGGUUUCAAACUUUAUAAAUCCGGUAUCUAUGCCGAUAAAAAUUGUGGUAGAUCAAGCCAUGCAGUGUUAAUUGUCGGUUAUGGAAGCCAUAAGACUCUCGGAGACUAUUGGAUUAUUAAAAACAGCUGGGGAACUAACUGGGGAAUAAACGGAUAUGCUUAUGUAGCACGAAAUAAAGGAAAUAUGUGCCACAUCGCUUCAGUGGCCUCAUUUCCUAUAUGA
Messenger RNA from Cercopithifilaria johnstoni, 825 nucleotides. The record is from the annotation of a GenBank genome assembly. Lineage: Eukaryota; Metazoa; Nematoda; Chromadorea; Rhabditida; Onchocercidae.